GGAGUUUCGGCAACGCUGUAAUCGACUGUCGGAGAUUACGUAAACUAGCACCAGCCCGUGACUGUCUUUGGAGGAAGAUCGCCAUUUUAUAUUGUACUUUUUGAGAGAAUUAAUGCGAGGUCGACGAAGAUAGUGUGAGUGUUGUGUGUUGGGUGUAGUACGUACGUGUUGUUAAUGGUGUAGUAAAGAAUUGGAUUAGAAUAAAAAACAAUUUAUAAAAUGAAAAAUUUUGUGUUGUGUGUUACCUUGAAUUUUCUAUUUUUUAUCAGCAGCGUAAUUUCAAUUGAAAUAACGGCAGUAGAACCAAACGUUGUAUUUACACCGAAAACAUCGUUUUCGAUACAGUGUAAUGUAUCGGACACGACAGGAAAUCCUCAAAUCAUAUGGAAAAAAGAUCAAAAUGAGGUAACGAAUAUAGAAAGCCUUAAAAAUAAAAUAGAAACUACUUAUAAUGCUACGAAAGGUCUGGCGACGUUGAAAAUAAAUAAUCCAAAAGAAGAUGCCGGCGGUAAUUACAGUUGUGUCGCUAAUCCGAAAACGGCCGAAGAAACAUCCGCCUUAAUUCACGUAGCAAGAUCUGUUCUUGUGAAAGUCCAAGCUAAUAUAAACGUGGUAGAAGAAGAAAAAUUAAGGGUGCAAUGUAAAGUUUUGGGUAAUCCCGAAAUCACAUGGAUUUUUCAAAAUGAAACUUACAAUGAAACAAAGGGCCGUGUCCACGUAGAAGAUUAUACAGAAGAUGGAAAAACCGUUAAAAACGGAAUGCUUAUCGUCGAUGGAAUUACCCAAGAAGAACGAGGUUUUGUUACUUGUAUAGGAGAAGAUCUAUUUACAAAUACUUCUUCCAGUUCGCAGUGUAUGGUUAGAGUUAAAGAUAAAUAUGCCGCCCUUUGGCCUUUCCUAGGUAUAUGUGCUGAAGUUAUCGUUUUAUGCGCCAUUAUUAUAAUAUAUGAAAAGAAACGUAAUAAGACAGAACUUGAAGAAAGUGAUACAGACCAAAGUCCAGACCAAAAGAACACCCCUGACCACGGGAAAGACGCCAAUUUGAGACACAGACAGUGAAAAUUUAACAAAUAAACAAAAAAACCGCCGUUCAGAUUAAUAAAUUAUUAUAUAAGAACUAUCUAGAAGUUAUAAACAGUUAUAUUGUACAAAUGUUUAGUCGGGCCUAAACGACUCGACGACAUUUCUCGUUCGAAGAUGUUUUUGGAGUACUGUACACCAAAAAAAAAACAGAACAAUUUUUAGGUUAUUAGAUUUAAAUUGUUAUAAAAGCCUUCCCAAUACGUUUGCCUUAGAUAGCAGCCUUUUUAUUGUAGGUUUAAAAAACGCGUAUCAUUUCUUUUUUUUUAUUCGUGAAUGUUUUUUUUUUGAAAAUUUUAUUUUUUAUUUUCGCUACUCAAAUAUGUAGAUAUUGUAAAAUCAUUGUUAUGCAACUAAAUCGGCUGAUAUUUAAUGUAAACUAAAAAUAAUACGUCGUACCGUUGUAUAUAUUUAUAUAACAUAUAAGAAUAUUGAAAAAAAACAAAAAAAAUGUACACUCCUGUUAAAUAAUUAUGUUUUUUUUGUGGAA
Messenger RNA from Diorhabda sublineata, 1570 nucleotides. RefSeq names its product neuroplastin (gene Bsg). The transcript is spliced from 7 exons. The coding region runs from base 220 to 1059 and encodes 279 amino acids. The record is from RefSeq and is a predicted model, not a curated record. NCBI's taxonomy places the organism in Eukaryota, Metazoa, Arthropoda, Insecta, Coleoptera, Chrysomelidae.